GUUGUUUCAUAACAUUCGUUCACAUUAUCGUGACAUGCGUAACUAUUAGUAGCAUUGAAAUGUAUAUAUUUUUUAUAUCAUUGUUUCUAACCAUGAAUCAAGUCCUGUCGUAACAGAAAGCAAUAAUUUGUGUUGCUAGUUAAAAUUCCAAUUGUAUGUAAUUUAUAUGUAAUUUUAGUUACUGUACUAAUAAAUAAAAUAUAUCCCUCUAUAACAAAAUACUUAAUAGCUUUUCGUAAACAGAGGUUACUAGAUCUUUAUCUAAAUGUCUAUCGUAACUUUCUGUAAUAUACCGUAUUUAUAGGAAAAGAAUACCGUACUUUUUAGUUGUCGUAGACACGGUCAUUGUCACAAAAACUUUUUUAUCUGUGGAGAGUUGUAGAAUGGAAUGGAGAUACAUAUUGGCCUGAUGAUGUGAAUGAAAUAUAUGUGAUUGUGAUUCAUUGAUCUUUCUUUGACAUUUAUAUCCACCGAUUAUUAAAAUUAAUAAUGUAUUAAAUUUUGACUAUCCAAUUAAUGUGAUAAUUGUAACCCUAUGUAGUUAUUCAAAUUGCAAUUUACUUAUUUGAAUUAGUUAAUACAAUGUAUUAACUAUAACAGUAUUGUGAAAUGUUGUGAUCAAGUGUGAUUGAUGUUUGUUUUACGCUAAGUGUUUUUUGUGUUGGGGUGGAAGUGCCUUUCCAGUUGUCACAAGAUGCCUUUCAACUUCUUGUGCUGUGUGAGACCUGGAGUGGAGGAAGUGGUGGAAUUAGAUUAUUCACAUCAGUCACUAACAGACGUUCCAUCAGAUGUCUUUGUAUACGAAAGGACCCUUGAAACCUUAUAUUGUCAAAGUAAUCGUAUCAGUGAGUUACCACGACAGCUUUUUAUGUGUCAUGGACUGAAACACUUGGACCUCAGCGACAAUGAGCUACAAGCUAUACCAACCGCCAUAUCUUCAUUGGUAAAUUUACAGUACUUGAAUAUUAGCAGAAAUACAUUAGCUUCUAUACCCGAUACCAUGAAAGCAUUAAAGUAUUUAAUGUACUUAGAUCUUAGUGUUAAUCCUUUAGAAAAACUUCCAGAUGCUAUUACAAACCUUAUAGCUUUGCAAGAAUUGUAUCUGAAUGAUACAUAUUUGGAGUACCUGCCAGGAAACUUUGGUAGACUUGCAAGUCUGCGUAUACUUGAAUUGCGAGAUAAUUAUUUAAUGAUUUUACCAAAAUCUUUGUCACGAUCUACAGACUUGUUAAGGUUAGAUAUAGGUCAAAAUGAAUUUCAACAGUUCCCAGAAGUUAUUGGAAGAUUUACUAAAUUGAGAGAGUUGUGGAUGGAUAGUAAUAGUUUAAUGAACAUACCAGCAGCAAUAAAACCAUUAGAAAAUUUAAUACACCUUGAAGCUAGCAAUAAUAUGAUAGAAGAAAUUGCACCAGAAAUUGGUUACUGCACAAAAUUGGUGGAUUUGAGUUUGUCAAUUAACAGUUUAACCCAACUUCCAGAUAGCAUUGGGCAAUUAAAUAAUUUAACCACUUUAAAAUUAGAUAACAACAGGUUGUAUUCUAUCCCAGAGAGUAUAGGACAGUUAACUAAUUUAGAAGAGCUUAUGUUGAUGUGCAACUAUUUAGAAAAAAUACCAUCCUCAAUAGGUCUCCUAAGGAAAUUACAGUAUCUUAAUAUCGAUGAUAAUAUGUUAAGAAUGAUUCCUCCAGAAAUAGGGAGCUGUACAAAGUUAUCUGUGUUGUCACUUCGAGCAAAUAAACUAACUAAGAUCCCUCCAGAAAUUGGCCAUUUAUGCUCUUUAAGAGUUUUAAACUUAGUGAGAAAUUCUCUAGGUUGUCUUCCUCAGUCCUUAUUAAAUUGUGAUAAUUUAGUAGCCCUCUGGCUGUCUGAAAAUCAAAGUAAACCUUUAGUGCCUAUGCAUUCCGAAGUAGACCCACAUACUUAUGAACAGGUCCUUACAUGUUUCCUCUUUCCCCAAGUGCCUUUGACGCCAAUAGAGAUGAAAUCAACAGACAAUGAAUAUAAAUCAGAAAAUGAAAAUGCACAACCACCUGUUCGACAUAUUAGCUUUGUGGAUAUGAAAGCACUGCCAAAAGUCCCUGAAAAACCAGGACAGUUGCGAAGAGCACCAACACCUUAUCCAAAGGAAUUAAGAGCUUUAGCUAAGCAUGCUAGAAAUAUCCAUAAGGAUGGUACACAAGAUGUUUCUCCGCCUAUGCAAAAUGCAGUGCAUAUAAAAGCAGCUAAAAUCACACCUACAUUACAACAAAGAUUUGCUUCAGAUAACAAAAAAGAUAUAAGUAAUGUUACAAAAGACAAUAUAGAUGGAGUACCACAAGAUGCUAUGAAAUUGUCAGUGUAUGAUAAUAUUCCCAUAGAAAAUUCUUAUGAUAAACCAUUAGAACUCUCAAAUGAGAUAGAUACAACUUACAAAGGUGUUGACCAUGCUUUGUAUCCAGAGAAUAAUGUUGGUCAAAAUUCUGAUUGUAAACAUGAAAACUUAAACCACUACAUGCUAUCUCAGAGACAUUACAAUACAAAAUUGAAUGAAAACUAUGCUUCUAGGCAAGAUAUGGAUAGAACAGGGGUUCCUCAAAAUAUUUAUGGUGUCCACACAGUUGAAAAUAAAAAUUAUUCUGUUAAUAAUGACAAUACUUUUAGGAACAAUUUAGAUGAAACUCAUAGGCUACAACGACUAAGUCUUGUUUCACAGGACAGACGAUCGAAUAAUGAAAUGGUAUUAUCACCUAACUUUGAAGAUACCUCAUAUAAUACAAGAAUAGUUGAUAAUAUUCCUCAAUUUGAACCUAUGUAUUCUAGAAAGGAUCAUAUUAUAUCUCAUCCUGUACCAGAGGGUAAAUAUAGAGAUAAGAUAUAUGACUCAGAAACAUUUGCACGAUCUAAAGAAAAAAAUUUCAGCCAAAGAAAUUAUGAUACCUACAAUUACAAUCCCCGUGGGAGCCGUGAUUUAGCAGGUUCAAGAAUACAUACCAUUAGUCAAGUUGUUAGUUCUACAACAAUGCCUAAUUUAAGUAACUACAAUAACAUGUAUCCCAUACAAGGCGUAGAUGGCCCUCAAUUUGCAACAGCCAUCCAUCAAACAUCACCAAAUGCGAACUUUUAUAGUGGUGUAGCUUCAAGCCCUACUUAUGUGUCUACACAGUCUCCUGAACUGUAUUCCCCAACUGGCCACACAAAUACGACAAAUCCAUAUCGUAUGACGAACACGCCUCUUGUAUCAGAUGAUGGUAGUUAUAGCCAUAUGAAUUCCCCUACAAGUCAGAAUAUGUAUGACUUGUAUGAUGCCAUGCCAGCUCCAUCCAGUACUCCAAGUGUUAUUAGUCACCGCCAUAGCCCCAGUGGCGUAUCGGAACCUGUGUAUGGACGCGGUCAACCUCCGCCUUACCAUAUUGCAGCUCCCUACACAAAACAUGCACAAUAUUUUAAUGGCACAACUGGAUAGUGUCAGUGUAUUAGAGGGAGACAAACAUUCUUCCUACAAAGAGUAAAAUCAUAUGAACACUAUUAAAUUUUAAUUAAAUAUCUUGUCUGUUCUUUCUCAUUCUAUUUUGUUAUAUGCAUGUUUUGUGAAUGUGCAAUUUAUAUGUGAUAUAAUAUAAUAAUGUUGGAAGAAUAAUGUAAUUAUAAGGUGCUAAGAAACAGAUUAAAUUGUUGGAGCAGUAAGCACAUUGAUUCUUAAGGAAAAAACUUUAUAACAAAUUCAGAGUUUAAUAUGUAAAUAGUUUCAAAGGAUAUGUGGCAAAUAUUAUAUUAGAAAAUAGAGUUGUAGGUACUGGUUGAGUACAACUUGUAACAACUAUGUUGUUUCUUGAUAAUGUUGUAAUAAAUAUAAUGUUGAUAAAUAAGAGCACAGAAUAUAGAUAGAUAUAUAUAUUGUAUGUAAGUAGGUACUUUAUGUACAUUUAAUGACGCGGUACAACAGUCUAUUUUAGAGUAGCCACGCUUCGUCAGACGACUGGCUAUGGCGUAGAGCUAAGUAUCAUUCUAAAAGUUAAAUGUCGUCAGCGAAGUGAUGAAGACGAUGAUAAAAUCUUAAUUCUUUUUCGCUCUCACCUUCAGUUAUGCCCACGUCACGCUUAUAAUGCAGCGAUGAAUUAGUUUAUCAAAUAUCAAAGGUUUGUUUCAAAGUUACACAGGUAUAUAUCUAUUUUAACAAUUUCGUAGCCAUUAAGUAUAAAUCACAAUAGUAUACACAGUAGCAUUACUAC
Molecule: messenger RNA, 4208 nt
Organism: Achroia grisella
Lineage: Eukaryota; Metazoa; Arthropoda; Insecta; Lepidoptera; Pyralidae
Product: protein lap1-like
Exons: 1
Coding region: 695-3442 (915 amino acids)
Biological process (GO): neurotransmitter receptor transport, endosome to postsynaptic membrane; neurotransmitter receptor transport postsynaptic membrane to endosome
Cellular component (GO): postsynaptic density; adherens junction; postsynaptic membrane
Molecular function (GO): protein binding
Source: RefSeq, a predicted model, not a curated record